AUGAAUAAAGUUUUCGCCUUAUUAUAUCUGUUGAUAGCCUCUUAUUCUUACGCAGUUCCACUAGUUCUUGAUAAGAACACUGCUAAGGAUAAUAGAGUUGCCAAGUAUUACUAUUAUACCUAUCCAACUUCUGGCAGUUACGACCAAGCUGUCGUCAGAUUCGCAUAUUUACUGCCAAAACUUGGCGCUACUCUCGAUGGACUCAGUACUACCGCAAAAUUAACACCAAAGCCUCUCUCAUUCCUCAAAUUCAACGAAGGCGAAGUCCUCACUCUUCUGUUGGCAUUUUCUGACUGCAAGAAUUGGUAUGGAGUUCUUGCAGAAUAUUAUAGCGAACCCUUGGGAAGUUAUUACAAGGUAUACGGCUAUGAUGGGAAAUUGCAAUAUCUCGACUUACCUUCAUUAGCUAGCUUCCUACAUGACAAUCUCACUAGAUAUUAUUAUGAAGGCCUAGUAAAGAGUGGAUUACCAAGCCACGCAUUAGUCCACCUUCUGGGAAAGUAUUAUUAA
Molecule: messenger RNA, 510 nt
Organism: Theileria orientalis strain Shintoku
Lineage: Eukaryota; Apicomplexa; Aconoidasida; Piroplasmida; Theileriidae
Exons: 1
Coding region: 1-510 (169 amino acids)
Source: RefSeq, a predicted model, not a curated record